Messenger RNA from Anoplophora glabripennis (Asian longhorned beetle), 3191 nucleotides. RefSeq lists its product as uncharacterized. The transcript is spliced from 6 exons. The record is from RefSeq and is a predicted model, not a curated record. Lineage: Eukaryota; Metazoa; Arthropoda; Insecta; Coleoptera; Cerambycidae. Bases 97 to 3021 code for a protein of 974 amino acids.
UUUCAUGUUCAUGUUUUUGAUACAUAUCAGUAAUCAUCCAGUUUAUGAUUGUUGUUAAAAUUUAUUAACUAUUUAAGACAAAAACAUUAAGAGAAAAUGGAUGAGGAAGAAGAUGUAAAAAAAAUGAUAGAAUUUAUAAAAUUAAGUCAAGAGAAUACUACUCAAGAUUUUCAGUAUGAUGACUUUAUUAAUUACGAAAAUAAUAGUGAUGUGGAAGAGAAUGAAGAAACAAUAUACUUCGACAAUAAUUACGACUUGUGCAAUUUUACUAGUACGGACGUUUCCAAACUAAAUUCUUAUGAUCCAAGAUCGACCCUAAAGCCAGAAGAACUACUUGUGAUCGACUCCUGUUCAGACCCAGAAUUAAAAAAACUUCUACUCUUAAACCGAACAAAAAAUUUCCAAUUAAUGCAUCUAUAUAAAAAAUUAAAAGAUUUACUGAUACAGUGUCAGAAAGAUAUUACAGAAAAGAGGGAAGUUAUUAACAAUUUUUUGAAAGCGAACAAAGAACAGGGACAUUCCACUGGAGCAUGGCGUUUAGCGGCACCAUACUUUAAGGAUAAGAAACUUUAUGCUUGUCCUCCUAACGCAGAUACACUUAGAAAACAAAAAAAUAAAGAAUUGAAUGUAUACGAUAUCACAGUCGUUCUGAAAUGGACAAGCCUAGAAUGUGAAAAAUUAUUAAGAGCAGUGAAACUCAAUUAUAACAUUAAUCAGCAAAAUGAUGUCGUGAAGAAAAUAGCGACUUUACGACAAAGUAAAGAUGAGGGUGAACCGGAAGGAAUAGAGAAGUUGAAAGAACUAGAGAGUAGGCUGGAAGAGCUACGAAAUGAAGACAAUUCAGAAAUUCCUCCUUUAAAUUCUGAUCAAUAUAUUGACUGGUUGAGAGUUGCGGAAGUAUUUCUACAAGAUCGAAAGACGCCUUUUGAGUGUAAAUCAUUUUGGCACAUUUAUUUACAUCCACACAUCAACAAAUCCCCGUGGACACCCGAAGAAAAUACAAAAUUAAAACAACUGGCUAAAAAGUAUAAACGUCAAAACUGGGACAAAAUUGCUAAAGUGCUAGGCAACAACCGCACUGGUUUUACGACUUGCAUGAAUUAUUUCAGCAAUCUACACAAAAGGUUCAAAAAGGGAGACUUCACUACCGAAGAAGAUUCCCGGCUGGUGCAGUUAGUUCACCGACACAGAAUGGGCAAUUACAUUCCAUGGGUCAAAAUCGUCCAACACUUUAAAAAGAGGACGAGGGCGCAGCUACACCACCGGUACACCUAUUACCUAACUCAGAACGAUAAAAAGAAAGGCAAGUUCACUGACGCCGAGGAUAUAUUGUUGAUGAUUCUGGUCGAUAGAUUUGGAAAGAAUUUUAAGAAAUGUUCGGAGUACUUACCCACGAGAUCGAUGGUACAAAUUAAGGCACGUUAUAACUCUAACUUGCAGCAGAAGCUGAAGAAGGGUUCUUUCACUAAAAAAGACGACGAAAUAAUUAUGAAAUAUGCAGAAGAGAACGGUCAGAAGUCUUGGUCGGAGUUAACAAAGAUAUUGCAAAGAUGUAGGGGCCAAAUUAGACAAAGGUAUAAUACCAUAAAGGCUUAUUUGAAUAAGAACCCUAAUUCAACAUUGGAUGCGGUGCCAAGGAGGAAGCACCAUCUGGCGGAAGUGGGGGAUUCUUUUAAUUUUUUAAGAAUGGUAGCGGAUCAGUUUGCGGAGUCCCCGAACAUUCCAACCCUGUCUGCAAUAGAAAAGAUCCUGAGAAACCACCACCAAGAAAAUCCUGACAAUGCACCACACACAACGGGAAACUUAAACGUAUUUACUAACCCUGUUAGCAUCGACGACAUGCUAACCAACUUCUUUUGUAAUUCAUUCAAAGUGAACCUAACAAAGUGUAUAUCAUCGGCGUACGUGAAUAAAGCCGCUAAAGACGUACAGGCAGUAUUGGGUACGUUAAAUGCCAACAUAGACAUACCACAAAAUUUCGACGAAGACUUAAGAUUAGACAACUUGGAUGUAGCGAUUUUAAAUAUCUUAGCAGAUAACGCAGGUAGUAAAAAAUCCGUUAAAAAAGAUAUAUGGGAAUUGUUACCACCGAAUCUCAACAGUUUAGUAGGCCUGAGGAGUCUUCUAAUAAAGUACUACACGAACAAGUCGACCGACGAAGACACGGACGAUGUUGUUAACGAAGAAAGAAAUCGAUACUUCGACAUCAACACCAGAUGUGACAUCAUGACACACUUACUCACGUUGUCUAACGAGACCAGAACAAAAGUCGAAAAUGAACGCAGGCUGUUCUACAAACGUUUCCACGCACUAUUCAAAUGGCCGGCCACAAUGACGCUUGUGAAUCCAUCUCCGAACUUGCAGGGUAUGAGUACCAGCAACUCGAUUUCGACUCAGUUUCAAGUUAAAAGAACUUACAGUAAAGUGAAUAGAACUAUGGUUACGGAAGGUCCGAGCAAGCAAAUAAAAAUUUCGGAGAUGCCUAGUUCUUCCACCAAAGCCAUUCCUCUGAAAUUGACGCCUGUGACGAAUAAGAGCGUACUGGCCGAUUUGAUUCAAAAUAAAAAUAAGAAGCUGUUUUCCAUGCAAGCCGUCAAGUGUGGUGGUGCAACUAAAAUGGUUAUAAAGGAAGUGAACAUCCGUCCUACCAACGAUAAGGAGUUGAAGGGAAGGAACAGUGAUGUGAAUCAUACACAGACUAGAAGUAGCGUAAAUGACAAACUAAUUGAUUCCGCUGCGACUAUGAAUGGACCAAGCAGUAAGAGACGGAAAUUGUCUGAAUUUGUAUCAGAACAUGAGGAAUGCAUUAUGUUAACUUCGGACGAAGAAGAAGAAGAGGAAGAUUACGUGAGUUCUAGUGAUGAAUCGAACGGUACUGUUAAGGAUGAUUUACAGGACCUUAACAGAUUGGAGGCUUUUCUGAAAGAACAUCAGAGCAAAGAUAUGCCCAAAAAUGAUGACGAUCUAGAAGAUUUAAGGAAACUUGAAAAUUUUUUAAAGGAGCAAGAAGAAGAGGGUUGAGAUCUUAUUCAACCAUAAGAGAUUAUUAAAUAGUUCAUUUAGUUUAUUUAUAGUUGGUCAGUGACUGAUUUUAUUUUAUUAUUAUUGAAAUUAUGAAAUGCAGAAUUUAAUUAUAACGUGUAAAUAAUUGAAUUAGUUGUAUAGGUAUAACGCAAAAGUUUUUAAUUAAA